UUAUAAAAGCAUGUGGGAUCUGUGAGUUUCUCAUUCACACAGAAACCAGACAAGGUUCAACUUCCUGUUUCUGCAGCUCUGGGACAGUGGGAUAAAAGAUCAAUGAUGGAGUUGAACGUGUCGCUAAUGGACUUCGAUGCUAACGAGGAGAACUGCACUUACCAGGCAGCGUGGGAUUGGAUCUCAUCUCUCCAGCCUUGGUGGCUUUCAGUAAUCAGCAUCUCAGGUCUAGUGGGAAAUGGUUUGGUCCUGUUGGUGUUCUGCCUGCAGAGGAACUCGUGCUCUGUGGCUGAUGUGUACCUGGGGAACCUGGCAUUGGCAAACCUAGUCAUGGUUCUGUGUCUUCCCUUCUGGGCCAUGACCAUCGCUCAGGAUUAUGAGUGGAGCUUUGGGCAGGUGCUCUGUAAGCUAAUCAACACAGCUAUCUCCAUGAACUACUUCUGCAGCAUGUUCUUCCUGGUUCUGGUUAGUGUGGAUCGCUAUUUGGCGCUUGCCAGAAUGAUGAGUCGUAGCAGGCUGAGACGCUCGUCCUGGGCCAAGCGGAUCUGUCUGGUAAUCUGGAUUUUGGGAUUCCUGAUUAGCGUUCCAUCGUUACUUUUCCGUGGCGUACGCUACCUCCCAGACCUCGACGUCCAUGCUUGUUACUUGGUGUACCCUCAUCAAGGCUGGAGGAUCCAAAGAAAUCUGAGCAGCAACGUGCUGGGAUUUGCGAUACCGUUACCCAUCAUCACGUUCUGCACUUAUCACACAGUUAAAGCUCUUAAAGAUAGCAAUCUGAGGUUCAUCCCUGGAGUUCGGACAGAAAAACGGGCCACUCGUCUUGUGCUAACGGUUCUGGCUGUGUUUCUGUUCUGCUGGACACCACACCAGGUCGUACGUCUGCUGGAUACACUGGAUUAUUAUCAGAUCACGCCUGGGGGAUGUUUUUUUGGACACAUCCUAGACAUUAGCGAGCAGUGUUCCACCUACCUAGCAUACGCUGACAGCGCAAUUAACCCGUUCUUGUACACGGUCGUCGGGAAACACUUCAGGAAACGAGCUAAAGGUGUGUUUAAACAGAUUCUCGCUCCUGGGUGGAAGGACAACACUCCUAAUGCCACGCUUACUAGCAGGUGCAGUGAAACUCGUAAAGACUCGAUUGUGAUCAAUAAAAGAAUCCAAGUGUCCGUGUACCACAUCUCAUCAACGCAACUCACAGAUCUGCAGAUGCUGUCCGAUACUUUAUGAACAUCGUUCUUGCUCCAGUGCGGACAUUACUUUAAGACCGACUACUUCUCAUGACGUACAAACCAGAUCUCCAGCGUGUGGAACAUGUGAGUCAUGUUUGUGUAGCUUUCAGAAUCAUAUCAGCCGUUUAUUUCUGAAACUAAAGCUCAUGACAAUACAGGAGAGAAAAGUGUUCAGCUUAGCGUCAGGAGAUCUCAAAUUUAAAGUCCCAUGAUGCCUUAGUCAUCUGUGGAGUCUAGCACUCAGGGUGUGUCCUUCUGACCUGAGACUCAGCAUCAGGAGCAGAUUGUAACGAUGGCGUCUCGUGUCUCAGAGGAAGCACAUGUUAGCAUACCGUAGGUUGUAGCUGUCCUGUAACGGAGGAGAGCAGCGAGAGAAGGAAGAAGAGAGAAGAAAAGCUCUGAUUUAAUCCGUUUGUGUUUAAAGGUUUAGUAAGAAUCACACUGAUGAUCGGUGACUGAAGUGAAUCGAUGCCUAACAGAUAGUGAAGAUGUGUUCAUAUGUUAAUUGAUUGAGUCUGUAAAUAAUAAUAAAGUAUAAUUUAUCAUUGAGGCUGUAAUUAAGACUUUGUGAUGUGAGACAGUAAUAAACACUGUGUGAAGUCUGA
Tachysurus fulvidraco (yellow catfish) is the source of this 1834-nucleotide messenger RNA. Its product is annotated as B2 bradykinin receptor. Lineage: Eukaryota; Metazoa; Chordata; Actinopteri; Siluriformes; Bagridae. The record is from RefSeq and is a predicted model, not a curated record. Gene Ontology annotation, cellular component: membrane. The transcript is spliced from 2 exons. Gene Ontology annotation, biological process: neutrophil chemotaxis; immune response; G protein-coupled receptor signaling pathway. Bases 103 to 1227 code for a protein of 374 amino acids. Gene Ontology annotation, molecular function: bradykinin receptor activity.